AUGGAAUCCGCCGACGUCGAAUGGGAACUUGAAGAGGGGAUCCCCCAGGUCAACGACCCCUUCAUCCAGCAAUACCUCAAGGGUCGGACCUCUCUUAUCGAGGAGGAGCAGAAGCAGCGUCAUGACUUUACCCUUCGAAAGUCCUUAUCGCCCAUAGCGAAGACAGCAUGCAAGAUCCUGUCCAAGAUCCGCGACCGGGAGUUGAUGCCCACAGGGCCCGCACCGUCGGACCCUCAUACUAGCCAUGCGUCGUCGGAAGAAACUCUACAUCCCGGCGGUAGGUUGCACAACGCUAGGGAUCGGAUGGAGACUACCGAGCUCUGGAAGAUCCUGCAGAGACUGCCCAAGGGCUCCUUUCUACAUGCGCAUUUAAAUCUCAUGUUUGAUGCCGACUUUCUCGUCGAUCAGGCUCUCGCGACGGAGGGCAUCCACAUAGUUGCGCCCGAAGCGCUCUCAACCCAAUCACGCCGCGACGAAAUCCCCUUCACUGUCCGUUAUAUCUCCAGCCCAGCGGGCGGAUUGGAUACUGGAACAUCCUUAUGGACUUCUUCUGGGAAUUCUCGUUUCCUGGCGCCCGUCGGCCUACAAUUGGCGGCCUCUUCGUUCCCCGACGGUGAAGAAGGGUUCCGUGACUGGUUGAAGAGUCGCUGCGUGCCGCUACGCGAGCCCUCCGUUUACACACAUGAUAAUUCUGGACCUGCUGCGGUUUGGGAUGCCUAUCGCCGCUCGACGUCCGUUAUUUCCUCUCUCCUCGGCUACGAGCCUAUUUUGCGCGCGGGCCUACGCCGCCUGUUCGCCAAAUUGGCCGCCGACGGGGUUAGGUAUGCGGAACUACGGACUGAGUUUUUCCAUCCCUUUUACAGGAUAGGGUGUGCCGAGCCCGAAGAGGGGUUUACCGACUGGUGUAGAGUGUUUCAGGAAGAGCUUAUGAGGUUCAAAAGUACGGGAGAAGGGCAAUCAUUCCAUGGUGCUCGCGUGAUUUGGACAGCUACGGGCGUCUCAUCCAACAAAGACUUGGCAGAGAGCAUGAUGAACUGUAUCAUAGCCAAGCAAGAUUUCCCGGACGUGAUCUGCGGGUUUGACUUGGCAGCACAAGAAGGCCCCAAAGGACAGCUUGUGGAUUUCGUCCCACUGAUGUUUUGGUUCCGAAAGUUGUGUCUUGAGGAAGGAGUAGACAUACCCUUCUUUUUCCACGCAUCAGAAUGCGAUACACACGGGGAGAAUCCCAGCCACAACCUUUUUGACGCCAUCCUGCUGGGAGGUCGGAGAAUAGGGGACGGGGUAUCACUCUAUGAACAUCCUAUGCUCAUCGAGUUGAUCAAGGAGAAGAAGAUGUUGGUUGAGCGCUGUCCUAUCUUCAACGGACGUCAUCGACUGGCAGAUCCGAUCGGAUCCAAUUCUCUUCCCUUUCUUUUGUCCCGUGGAGUUCCCGUCUCGCUGGGCAGCGACCUCCAGGCCGCCCUCGGACACGGCUGGAAUGGAUUGACACCGGAGAUUUGGCGGGCGCUCCAGGGCCCUGAACGUCUGGGGAUUACAGACAUUGCCAUCUUGAUCGAGAAUUCCAUCCGAUGGAGCAGCUAUGAAGAUCAGCCGACAGCAGGAUGGCUGACGGGAAUUCGCGAGGGGGUUCUGGGCGAAGGGAUAAAAGCAUCCCGGUUGCAGGAGUGGUAUGCGGACUUUGAGAAGUUCUGCGAGUGGGUGGCGCUCGAGUAUGCAGAAGUUGAUAUUGAUGAUUGA
Aspergillus affinis is the source of this 1737-nucleotide messenger RNA. Its product is annotated as putative CECR1 family adenosine deaminase. The record is from RefSeq and is a predicted model, not a curated record. Bases 1 to 1737 code for a protein of 578 amino acids. Lineage: Eukaryota; Fungi; Ascomycota; Eurotiomycetes; Eurotiales; Aspergillaceae. Gene Ontology annotation, biological process: inosine biosynthetic process; adenosine catabolic process. The transcript is spliced from 2 exons. Gene Ontology annotation, molecular function: adenosine deaminase activity.